UUUUAUUGAUAACUUGAACACAGAUCAGAUGUUUAGAAGCGUGAAACAUGCAUGUUAACGAUGUUCCUGCCGCUUAGUAGAGCGUAUUUUGAAGGAUUUGUAAGUCACGUAUAAUGCGCUUUUGGGGCCUCUGUGCCGCCGUCGUUUUCAGUACUCAAGCGAAAACCCGCCUUUCCUCUGUUUCAAUUGGUUGAACGCAAGAAACUAGCCUUUUGACUGGACGAAAACAACGCCAGGAAAAUAAAGACUCACAGUAAUAGGAAGUAAAAAGUAAACUCGUUCAUGUCAGAGAAAAACAUGAACAUAGCCGAAAGGAUGAUUUAAAGUUUAAUAUUACUGAUUAAAGUUUUCCCAUCAUCUUCUCGAAACAAAAUGUUUCGGCCUAACAAAACACGUACAAGUGAAACUCGCUUUUGUUGUUCUAUUGAUAGAACACGUCAGUCUGUAUAAUUUUUAAAUCAAUACAGUAGCCUACAAUAGUAGCGAUAAUAAGUUGUAACUGCAGGGUUAGAAACAAGUUUCUAUUGUUAUGAAUAUUUCAUUAUGAAUUACAAUGGUUACUUUUUAAAAGGUUUAUAGUUUUUAUUAUAAAACAGAAUAGAUUAAAUAUAGAUUAAAGAGACAUUGUAACUGGAUUAAAAUACCGCACUGAACACAUACAAUAUCUAAAAGUUUAUUUCACAUUUUAAAGUCUCGCAUUCCAAACUUCAAUCCCCAAUGUUCAUUCUCACAUAUGAUCAAAGUUAUUGAUCUGCCAUAAUCUUAUGUGUCAUGUGUAAUUAUUUUCUGACUUUAAAAUUAUACACAAAAAAGCAUCAAUUUUGACCAGAGGUCAAAUUUGUGCCUAAAGAAUACACAAUACUUCAAGUUUGCUUUUUAACUAUUCAUUCAUUCAUUCAUUCAUUCAUACCUUCAUUCGUUCAUAUAUUCAUUUGUUCAUUCAUUCACUUAUUCAUUCAUUCAUUCAUUUAUGCACACACACACACACACACACACACACACACACACACAAAACAACUCUCAAACAGCUCAUGAGUACUAAAUUAAUUAUUGUUCACUGCUUAUUGCGUGUAAAUGGUCAAAUACACACAAAAUUAUGUCAAAAUCCAUCUUGGAAAGUAUUAACAUAAACGGGUCAAUGACGUGACGCAAUUUUUUUGUUUAAAUCUAAAAGAGUUAAAAUUUCAAAAUAAAUGUGCAAAUUACUUGCUUACAUUCUCUUUUUUGAGGACCAAGUCUAAAAUUUCUAAUUAAUUCAUUUUGAGAGAAUAUUUGGGGGAUGAUUGCAAAAAUGUCAAUGUGGUGUAACCGUAAAAACCUUGUACCAAGUAAUUGAUCUUGUUUUAAAAAGGUGAAAUUCUCAAUAAAACACCAGAUCAGCUAGUUUGGCAUAAUCUUACAUUAUUACUAUUUAAUAAUAAAUUAUAUAGUAAAUAAAAGUAAAUGGAGCACCAUUGUUCUGAAUAUUAUAAUUAAUUUGGGGAAUCAUGUCAAGUCAAAUUCCUGAAGUGUCAAGGUGGUGUAACCACCAUUCAAAGAGCCAUUUUGUUAAUAUUUUGCAAGAAGAUCAUGUGAUAAGAAAUUAUAUCAUAGAGAAGGACCUCUGGUGAUACUAACUGCUGCAUGCAAAGGUUAGUAACUCUCUUUAAAGGGGUGGUUGACUGUUUUUUUUCUAGGCUUGAUUGUGUUUAUGGGGUGCAGUAUAACAUGUGUUCAUGCUUCGUUUUGUAAAAAAAACGCAUUAAUUUUUCACCUAAUUUACCUUUAUCUACACCGCUCUGUCCCUUCUCUGACAAACGCCUCGAUUAUUUCCUAUUUUUAUGAAGCCCCUUCCUCAGAAAUACGCGAUGGUCUCAGAUUGGUUAGCUGGCUCAGUGUGUUGUGAUUCGCUAAACCGCAGAGUGUACGUCUGAACCAUAGACUGUAAAAAAAAAAAAUGGACGUAGUGUCCGUGACAUCACUCGUAGGUUUCUGUAGAGCAUUUUUGAAGCCUAAAGUGGGCGGAGCCGACCGCCGCCAUCUUGGAAACGCGUCACCGCGCGUCACUCCCAGAUAAUCGAAAAUGGCCAAAAAGGCGGGACGUGGGUGAAGCUGAGCUGAAACCACGCUCCUCUAUAGUGACAGCAGUGCUACCGUGCAAAGACAAAACACCAUAACUUCGUUUUUGGUUGAAAAUUAGUUAUUGAUCAUUUUGGGACAUUAAUGACCUUUAUCAUGUGUUUAAGUAUCAUGGAGAAAAGCCCCGGAGAAACCAAGGCAGAACACAGUAUAACAUCAGUUACAGCUCUUUGAUUUUGUUUUUGCUCUGCAUUUGUUUGCAUUCGUUCGUCAAUACUGUGCCAGCCUGGAGUUAGACGGUAUUCUGCCUUUGUUUUACUUUCCAUUAAAGUCUGCCACGUUUAAAUUACAGUGUAACUUGUGUACUUUUAUACAUCUGUCGGCACUUCAUUAGACAAACAAAUUAGAUCACGAUCUAACAAACUGUUCCAUAUAACAAAGCACUGUAAGCAAUAACGAUUCGAUAACUUGGCAACAAUAAUUAAUCGUAAAUAAUCUUUAAAGUGUUUUUUUUAUAAUGCAGAUUAUUCACUCGGUGCAGCUGUCAGUUUGGGGCUGCACACUUCUGUACGUGAGGACUCAAAAUGCCUUGACUGCGUACCACACAUAAAAUCAAUAACUGUUCGCAAUUAAAUCCUUUUCCUUCCUUUUCUUGUAAGUCGACAAAAUCCAUUGCAAUGAACGCCAUCGGAGAUGUUUAAUUCACAAUCAUUCAGAACAUUAUCCCUGCUGGCGUAAGCUUUUUUAAUUCCGUUUGAUGUAAAAACAAUCGGCAAAGUAUGUCUUGCAUCCUUUAAGUGUUAGCGAACAUUGCAAAUAAAUUGGUUGCAAAACGGUAUCCGCUCACGUUUAACUAUUAUUCUGGUUGUUAUGGUCAGAAAAAAAAAAAAGAAUCACAUUUCUAGAUGUUAUAGCCUAGCCAAUGAUCACUAGAUUUUAUCCAGAGAUGUUACUAAAAUGAUUCUGUAAAUGGUGAUCAGCACCCAAAUAUUGUUUAUAAUGUGGAAGUUACUGCCUUUUGCCUUGGUGUGACAUCUCACUUUUUGCAGACAGUGCAAAAGCAGAGUACAAUAUCAAUAUAGCGGUAAAAAUCAAGUUUGAGAUCAUUUUCAUUAAAACAUCUAAUUGCCAGAUUCCCAGUGUCCUACCUAUAAUUAUUUUUUCUGUACAAAUAAAAAUCUUUAAAGCCAUUUUUCUAAGUUUCACACUCUAGUGAGUUUCACACUCUAGAGCAGAGCAGCAGUCCACCUGUCACUCAAGUGGUCACGCCCUUAAUUAUGCAGAAUUUUAAGGCUUAAUAUAAUUUAAACGGAUGAGUUAUAAAAAAAUUCACCCCCUCACAGUUGUCACGAAGGGCAAAAUUAGCUAUAUAGACCAAAACCAAUUUUUGUACCAGGCUGUAAACAUAUUUUAUUCUGCUGUAAAGUUGAGCAUUUUAACAUGGGGAAUCUUGAACUAAACCUUUUGGAGCCAGCCUCCAGCGGCCAGUCGAUGAAUUGCAGUUGUAGUCACUUCCGUGUUGGUUUCAAGAGAGGGAGCGGGAGGUUGCCGCUUGGUCUGAACGUCCCGCCCCUCAGCUCAGCGGCAUGUGCUGCAGUUGUAUUGUAAACAAUAGAGUCGUCAAUAUUGCUUAUCAAUUUGAGCCGAUUGAGACGCAGAAAAUAUUAGUGAAGAGGAUCGCGCAGAACUUGUGCAAGCAUGGCUCUUAAUGGUAUGUUUUUUUGUUGUUGUCUCAUACUUUUAGAUAUGCUGUUAUUUGUAAAUGUUACUGCUUCUGUUAGCUUCUAAUAUACGGUUUUAUUCUGAUUAAAGCUUUAAUACAGUAUGGCAACCACACACACGUCCAUGUAUAAUGCUUCUCCUAGCUAUGUGAAAAUAAGUGUAUAAUUGGAACAGUUUGUUGGAGCUGAUCUGGCGAUCUGAAUGAGAGAGAGAGAGAGAGAGAGAAAGAGAGAGAGAGAGAAAGAGAGAGAGAGAGAGAGAGAGAAGGAGAUAUCAAUGAAUUGGCAGAUCUACUGGACCAAUCAGACAGUCCAGGACUACAAUUAUUCGACACAGAAGUCAAAUAUUUACUAUAUGCAGACGACUUGCUCUAUCUAAAGCACCAGAAGGUCUCCAGAACAACCUUGACAUUUUAACUAAAUACUGCCACGAUUGGAACUUAGAAGUCAACAUCCAAAAAACUAAGAUUAUGAUAUUUCAGAAAAAAAACAGAAAUCUAGAACAUAAACAUAUAUUUACUUUAAACAACACCACACUUCAACAUGCUUUACAGUAUAAUUAUCUUGGUCUGGUUUUAACUCCCACUGGAAAUUUCAAUUUGGCAAUAAAAACAUUACUUGUAAAAGCCCGCAUGGCACUGCACGCCAUACGAACAAGAUUAUUCAAAAUAGACAUCCCCAUCAGAAUCUGGACAAAGAUUUUCGAUAGUGUCAUACUGCCUAUUGCCCUGUAUGGAAGCGAGAUCUGGGGCCCAACGAGUAACUACAGCCAUACACAUUGGCACAAACACCCUUUAGAAGCUCUGCAUGUAGAGUUCUGCAGAAGCAUCCUUCAUGUGCACAGAAACACACCUAGUAACGCCUGCAGAGCGGAGUUAGGCCGUCUCCCCCUAAAUCUAAUCAUUAAAAAAAGAGUUUUAAAGUUCUGGAUCCACUUAAAUUCUAGUUCUGAAGAUUCUCUUCAUUUUAAAGCACUAAAAACACAAAAAAUGAGCACUCAAAAAAGUCAUCUUUGUGUGAUGUUGUCAGAUCUGACUAACAAAGCACUCAAUAUCACCAAUCCUGUAAAACCUGGAAGAAUCAAAGAAAUUAUGAAUGAAGAGAAGGAGACAUACAUACAGCAUUGGAAAGAACAAACCAAAGACCAACGUCGUCUCCAAUGUUAUCUGAAACUCAACAGAGAGUACAGUCUGGCUGACUAUCUGGUCUCAGUCAGCAAUAUAACUCACAGACAUUUACUGACGAAGUACAGACUAAGUGACCACCAGCUGGCCAUAGAAAGAGGACGACAUAAAAAGACGUGGUUACCUAAAGAAGAGCGAAUCUGUAAUGAAUGUAGAUCAGGAUCAGUUAAGACGGAGGAACACUUCCUCCUCCACUGUGACAAAUACACGUCCUUAAGAGACGCACUGUACAGUCAAAUACAGCAGAUUAUUCCUGAGUUCCAGUCACUCCAUGAAAAUGACAAACUAGGAAUAUUGCUUGGUGAAAGACCUACUUCCUCUUUGGUAGCACAACAUAUUUAUGAAUGCCAUAAACUAAGAAGUAAAGAGUGAACUCAUCUGCAUUAGUAGUACCAUUAAUGUUUAUAUAAAUAUAUAUGGAUGUAUUUUGUUUUGUUUAUUUAUGGAUGUAUAUUUGUUUUGUUUUUAUUCUGCAAUGUACAAUGCUUUGGCAAUAUGCAUCUAAGUAUGCCAUGCCAAUAAAGCAAUAUGAAUUGAAUUGAAAUUAAGAAAUUAUUAAGAACAGUAUUAAGAACCGCUGCUUUAGAACAUUGAUUAUGAAACUUGUGCAUCCAUUAGAAUCGUUAGAAGACAGAAUCGCGAUUCCUAUAUGAAUAGAUUUUACGUGGACCCCUAGUUUUCUCUUCCUCUUCUCUAACGCAGCACAGGCCUCGCCCCCUUCGUUACAUGUUCCCGGGGGCGGGGUUUAUCUGGCUCCGUGACGUAUCGGACCCGGGAAGUAACUCGUAGUCCCUUACCAGUUGUUUUUGUAGGCAUUAAACUUCCAUUUGCAUUGAACUUUCAGCGCUGCAGCUUUGCAGAUAUUGUUUAUGCUCAAACAGCAACAUUACACACUAACAUUAAAAAAGUGAAAUCGCAAUCAACCACCCCUUUAAAAUGUGAGAUAAUUUGACAUUUUUGUAUUGUAUGGUCAGGUAUUCUUAGGUAUACAUGUCAAAUGGUAUGACCUCAGGAAUACAUUGAUAAUUCAUCAUUAUUUUAACAAUGGGUAUAAACUUUAAAAAUGAAAUUGUAAAUAUUCCCACCAAGGCCAUGUACUUAGAAGGCUUACACCGUGUCGACACCAGAAUUUUGUGUCAGUACGUCAUAAAUAGAAUGCGGCAGCAGUUUACUGUCGUGGAUUUGUCGUAUCUCAUCCAGUGUAGACAGCAUCACUGAUUAUGAGUUCAAUAGUAUCGCGUCCAGUGUAGACACGGUGUUACGAUAAGGCAAGAAGUAGGACCCGUGUAAAUAUCGGAUCAGCUUUCCAGCGCUGGAGAGAACUCAAGGAGUGGGAGGCCUGCGAUCGGACGCCGAGGUUGCUUUGUUUCUUCUCGAUAGCGUUCUUUUCACAGAAAAGCCUUCUAUUGAUCCUUUAAAUGAAGUUUAGUUAAUAUUCCUCGUGAACCAACAGCAACAUGGACAAUCCAAAACGGAAAUUAAGAUCUGGAAAGGAGAUUUCAAAGGACCAAGGUCAACCUAAGAAAAAGGCCAAUGAUACUGGCACAGAAGAUGUUUCAUCUGCACCUAAAAGCGUUAAAGCAUCUGACAAUUCAGGAUGUAUAAAUAUUGUAAGUGAAGUAAGUGAACAUGCUGGGACAGCUACGGUGGAGGACCCGUCCAGAACCAUACAGUCUAAUGAACAUGGCUCUCCAGAAACAACUGAUGCUUUGGCUUGUUCAUUUUGCAAUUUUGUUGCAAAAACUCAAACUGCACUGAAAAUUCACUCAACAAGGAAACACUCUCAUAAAGGAGGCUUACAAAAUGACAAAGUCUCUGACACCGUUAUUGCACCAGGGUUAAUUCCAUUGCAGAACACACCACAAUUACAAGAAAGUGAAAACCGAACACAUCUUUCAGAGUUGCAACUGGACAGUAUCUCUGUGUCUCUGUCAGAGGAAGACAAACAAUCAGAUACCUAUAUGGUUCAAACAGAGAGUGAACAUACUCAUCAGCUCCUUGUAGAUGACGUUGUAAUAUCGGAGAAGGUUGUUGAUACUUCUGAGGAUGGAAGAACCAGUCCCACUCAGAUGUUGCUGGAAAUAGUUCAGCCCACUUCAUGUAGAUGUCAGGAUGGUGAAGACACAAAUGAGACCUGUAAAGAUGAUGAUAUGCAAGCAGGCUGCAGUUUUCAUUUGGAAAGUAAAGUGAAAUGCAAUAAAAAUGAUUGCAUUAUUGGACAUGCUGAGAAUCAUGAAAGUCAAAGGCAUUCAAAGCCUAAUACUCUACAUGCAUUUUCCUGUUGUGUACAUAAAGUCAUAGAUGGACACAGUCCAGACACGCAUAUUAAGAGGCAAGAUAAUAAAAAACAAAAUGUCUACAAUAUCUGUAGUUAUUCUUGUGUUACAAAGUGUGAUCAUGAGAAGCAGUGCACGAGCAAUAUGCACAACCAAAAGAUGUUGGAGAAUCGGGAUUCAUUAAAGACAGAGAUGGCACCUCAAGAAUUAGUUUUCCCACCAUUGACGCAACCGAAUGAAGACAAGGCUCAACAUCAAUGUGACAGGUGCACCUUCACAGCCAACAACUCUGUAAUGUUAGCACAGCACAUUAAAACGCACCAUCCAGUGGAACACCGUUUCCACUGCAGUGCCUGCCAUUACUACACCACCACCAUAGAGGCCAUGGAGGUUCAUCUGUCAGAAGAAGUCCACCGACAGGUGGCCAAAGAGAAAAACAUUAGCCCUUUAUUUAAAGACUGUGUUGAAAAAAUCCUUGUGAUUCUUUCAGAUCAAAGGGAGGAUGAAGACAUGAAUGAGAGUGAUGCUCGUGAGCAGUGCUCUAAAGAAGCUGGGGAGGUUCAGGAAACAGAAAAUGUCCUACCAGAGCCAGCCGAAGCUGUAAGGAAAAGUUCUCUUCACAAACGAAAGCGAGGCAGACCGAAGACAUCUAAUGUGACUGUUUGUAGUCAUUGUGGGCUCGUUGCUUCCAAUGCCACCAACCUCAGUGUCCAUAUACGACGCAGGCACAGUCGGUUGUACAGCUUUGUUUGUAAGCUGUGCAACUAUUACUGUGUAACCAAGGGUGACAUGGACCGCCACUGUGAAACUAAAAAACACAUCAAUAGGAUGCAAGCAGCCGGAAGUGAAGGCAGUGGGGUAGUUCUGCUAAAUGCUGAGCAGCCAAGUCAAGCAAACAUAAAUGAGGCAGAAAUGGGUGACAAAGUAUCAAUGAUUGAGACACCUAUUGAUGAAGUGGACAAAAAUAACUCAAGUGUACCAUGUAAGAAAAGCAAGUAUGACCUGAGUAAUAUCUGCUCUCAGUGUGACUUUGUUGCCCACUCAACUCCGUCUCUAGCUCUCCAUGUGCGACGCAAACAUACAAAAGACUUUGAGUUUGUUUGUUUAGCAUGCAGCUACUACACCGUAACCCGUAGAGAGAUGUUUAGACACAUGGCAACAGAAAAACACAAACAGAAACGUGAGUGUUACCUGAAAAAACAGAACCAAAGCUUUAAUAAUGUUCGGGCAACUGUGACCAUAAAGUCCACCGUUGCAGACCCAGAGACAAUAACAGGAUCAGAAGUGUUCCAUGACAGUUCUAUUUUGACAUCUUCAAGUACCAUAACUAAAGAUGAAGAUAAUUCAGCAAAGAUCGGUGAAGAUAAUUGUGCAAAUGAAGAUGGAGCAAUACAAUCUGCUGAAAAGAGUACUUCUGAAGACAAUGAAGAAUCCUCAACUAAUCCAGCUGAAUCAAAUGUGUCUGACGUGGUCCAGUCAGUGACGAUGGUGAAAGAUGCAAUGGAGGAUAUGAAUGAGGAAAAUUUGUUUGAAGAUGAAAUUACUGAUAUGGGAGAUGACAGUCCCUCUAGUGAGAAACACCUUAGAGCGAUACAGUUUGAUGCAUGCAUCUAUCCCUUAAAAACAUUAGCAGAGCACAAGCAGGCAUCACAUGAUGAAGAACAAACUAUAGAUGCAUUAAACCAGCAGAGCAUCAAAAAGCCUAAAACACUGGUUGGACUUGAGACAAAGACUACCAAACCAAUUCCACGUAUCCGCUGUGAGGACUGUGGUUUUUUGGCAGAUGGCUUAAGUGGACUAAAUGUUCAUAUCUCCAUGAAGCAUCCAUCAAAGGAGAAACAUUUCCAUUGCUUGCUGUGUGGAAAGUCCUUUUACACAGAGAGUAACCUACAGCAGCAUUUAAGCAGUGCAGCACAUAUGCGCAAUGAGCAUGGAAGCACUGAAGAUCUUCCAGAAGGAGGUGCCAGCUUUAAAUGUGUCCGAUGCAGUGAGCCCUGCCAAACUGAGCAGGAACUGUUUGUGCAUAUCAAAGAGAAACAUGAGGAACUGCUGAGAGAAGUGAACAAAUAUGUGCUGGAGGAUACAGAGCAGAUCAACCGAGAGCGGCAGGAAAACCAGGGCAAUGUGUGCAAGUACUGCGGCAAAGUAUGCAAGAGCAGCAACUCCAUGGCUUUCCUGGCUCACAUUCGCACACACACAGGAUCUAAACCGUUCAUGUGCAAGAUCUGUAACUUUGCUACUGCUCAGCUCGGUGAUGCCCGCAACCAUGUUAAGAGACAUCUAGGCAUGAGAGAGUACAAGUGCCACAUCUGUGGAUGGGCAUUUGUGAUGAAGAAACAUCUCAACACUCAUCUUCUGGGAAAGCAUGGACUGGGCCAGCCCAAAGAGAGAAAGUUCGAGUGUGAGCUGUGUGAGCGGAGCUUCAGUGAGAAAUGGGCACUAAAUAACCACAUGAAGCUGCACACAGGCGACAAACCAUACAAGUGUGGAUGGCCCUCAUGCCAUUAUGCUUUCCUGACUCUGUCUGCUAUGAAGGACCAUCACAGGACACACACAGGAGAGAAGUCUUUCUUGUGUGAUCUCUGCGGAUUUGCUGGUGGAACUCGUCAUGCCCUGACCAAACAUCGGCGCCAACACACAGGUGAACGACCCUUCAAGUGUCAGCUGUGCAAUUUUGCAUCAACCACACAGUCCCACCUGACGCGCCACAAACGUGUGCAUACAGGCGAGAAGCCCUAUCGCUGCCCCUGGUGUGACUACAGAUCUAACUGUGCAGAGAAUAUCCGAAAACACAUCCUGCACACAGGCAAGCAUGAGGGGGUGAAGAUGUAUAACUGUCCCAAGUGCAGCUACGCCACCAAUGCCCCAAUGGACUUCAGAAAUCAUCUCAAAGAGACUCACCCUGACAUUGAGAACCCAGACCUGGCUUACCUACAUGCAGGAAUCGUGUCCAAGUCCUUCGAGUGCCGUCUGAAGGGACAGGGGGCAUCCUUUGUCCAGGCAGAGUCUUCGUUCACCGCUGAUGAGAGUGAACUGGGUUCUGAGGCUGUUCAGCAGGUCAUCAUCAUUCAGGGCUACGGCGGGGGAGAGGUGGCCAUCGAUCAGGCCCUGGAGGAGUCGGCUGCUGCCACUUUACAGACCCUUGCUAUGUCUAGUCAGCUGGCCGAAGUGCUACACAUCACUGAGGAUGGGCAGCUUAUCACAUCUGGUCGGGAAGUGUCUACAGUGACAGGAGGGCAGACCACUCAGUACGUGCUGGUGGAGUCUUCCGAAGAGACUGUAGGAGAAGCAAGACAGGAAGGGGAGGAGGCUGUGCACAGUGUGUCUGAAUCUUCCUCUGCUCUGGAUGCUUUGCUUUGUGCCGUGACAGAGUUGGGCCAACAAGACUGCACUAGAGACGGAGGGAUUACCACCACCACAGUUUCAGAACAUGUGCCAGAAGAGAAGUGUGAAGGUCAGACCUCUCAGACACAGAAACAAAGUGAAGGACGGGUAUAUGAGGAGAGGGCAGAAGUGGGUGUGGUGACUCAGGUAAUGGGCUCUACCCAUGACCACACAUCCGAGGAAAUGCAAGAGGUGCUACAGUUUGCUGCCAGUCAGCUGAUGAUGAAGGAGGGUCUUGCUCAAGUUAUCGUCAAUGAUGAGGGGACACAUUACAUAGUCACACAGCUGGAUGACUCUACCCUGCAUGUUGAGAGCACUGUAGAGGAUCCAUCCAGACAGGAGACGAUAGUUUACUCAGAAAUUAGUCCUGAAUGAGGUGAAGACAAGAGAUUGAGAGUAGAUUUUACUGAAUUUGAAAUCCACUGUCUGGUGACUUUUUUUCUUGUAAGAGGGUGAACUCAGGUCAAAACCUAACACAUGUCAAACCCAAGCUUUUUAGGAUAGAUUGCUUCUCUUUGUUUCAGUUAAACAUAUGUAGAUGUUUAGAUUACUAAUGAAAACCUUGUUAAACACACCUUCUGUGUCUUAUUCCUUUAUGUAUUUUAGUUUUGAAAUACCUUUUCUUGUGCAGUGGAUUCAGGAUUGAGGACUAGACAUCUUAACAAAUCUCCAGACAACAUUCAUACAUGAUUGGUAAAGAACAUCUAUAAAACUCCAUUAAUUCUCAUAAACUGUUUAAAUGAAAAAUGUAUAUUUAUGACCUGCUUGUGAUUUGUUUUAUUAUUAUUAUUAUUAAAAAUGUAAACUUCUGAAGAUAUUUUCCAGUAAAUGUACCAUUUAAAAAAUUACUUUUUGAGAGUUUGACUUGCUAAGGUCCUGCAAAUAAAGAACUGACCAGUUUGUUGGCACAUUUGUUUGUUUCAGGUACAUUUUAGCUUUUUUUUUUUUUUUCUUUUAAGAAGACAGGCUAUGCCUGUAAAUCAGAGCGCU
This is a messenger RNA of Onychostoma macrolepis, 11613 nucleotides long. It is a transcript of the gene znf407, whose product is annotated as zinc finger protein 407. The coding region runs from base 6421 to 10998 and encodes 1525 amino acids. Gene Ontology annotation, biological process: regulation of DNA-templated transcription. The record is from RefSeq and is a predicted model, not a curated record. Gene Ontology annotation, molecular function: DNA-binding transcription factor activity, RNA polymerase II-specific; zinc ion binding; RNA polymerase II cis-regulatory region sequence-specific DNA binding. Lineage: Eukaryota; Metazoa; Chordata; Actinopteri; Cypriniformes; Cyprinidae. The transcript has 9 exons.